Molecule: messenger RNA, 1386 nt
Organism: Grosmannia clavigera kw1407
Lineage: Eukaryota; Fungi; Ascomycota; Sordariomycetes; Ophiostomatales; Ophiostomataceae
Product: DNA repair protein
Exons: 1
Coding region: 1-1386 (461 amino acids)
Biological process (GO): base-excision repair, AP site formation; base-excision repair; nucleotide-excision repair
Cellular component (GO): nucleus
Molecular function (GO): DNA binding; DNA-(apurinic or apyrimidinic site) endonuclease activity; oxidized pyrimidine nucleobase lesion DNA N-glycosylase activity
Source: RefSeq, a predicted model, not a curated record
AUGCCGGCAACAGCGGCUUUGACACCGCCACGGCGAUCGACGCGCGUGGCCUCGCUGGCCCGGUUCCGAUACCGCGAAGAUGCAGACAAAGAAGAAAACAAGGACGAUGGUGUCGACAUCAAGCAAGAGGGGGGUGACAGCGACGACGACGUCAGCAGUCUGUCGGACUUGUCCUUUGGCAGCGACAUUGAGGAUGCCAUAGUGGGACCCCGACGACGAGGGGGUGCUUCGAGCAAGACGAAAGCGGGCAGUGCAAGAGAAGAGGCGGUGACGGGCAAGCGCAAGCGAGCAGCCACGACGACGACGACGACGACCAGCGUACGUGCUCUGCCAGACCGGAAGAAGCAGACCAAAUCUACACGGGAGCCCGACGAGACGGACAGGGGCCGGGUCAAGCGCGAGUUAGAGGGCGACUCUUCCGAUGCGGACAAUACAACCAAGCCGCGGCGAGUACGCAAGCCAGCGCGCGUGAUCCGAGGCGUGGCAGGCGUGGGGCAGGACAAGGUAGAAGCACCGACGGACUGGGAGGAGGUGUACGGGCUGGUGAAGGCGAUGCGACAGGCGGGCGGGGCGGCGGCGGAGGCGGCGGUGGACACGAUGGGGUGCGAGCGGCUGGCGCUGGCGGAUGCGAGCGCGCGCGACCGGCGGUUCCACACGCUGGUGGCGCUGAUGCUGAGCUCACAGACCAAGGACACGGUCAACGCGGUGGCCAUGGCCCGGCUGCAGGCCGAGCUGCCGGCACACCGACCGGGGGCACCGGCCGGGCUCAACCUCGAGAACAUGCUGGCGGUCGAGCCGGCCGAGCUGAACCGGCUCAUCUGGCAGGUCGGCUUCCACAACAACAAGACGCGCUACCUCAAACAGGCGGCCGAGCAGCUGCGCGAUCGCUGGGACGGCGAUAUCCCGCCGACGGCCGACGGGCUCAUGGCGCUGCCCGGCGUCGGACCCAAGAUGGCCUACCUCUGCCUCUCGGCCGAGCAUGGCUGGAACCGGGUCGAGGGCAUCGGCGUCGACGUCCAUGUUCACCGCAUCACCAACCUAUGGGGUUGGCAGCGCCCCGGAUCGCCUGCCGCCAAGACCCCCGAGUCCACCCGGCUCGCCCUCCAGAGCUGGCUGCCCCGUGACCGCUGGAAGGAGCUCAACUGGCUGCUCGUCGGCUUCGGCCAGAAGGUCUGCCUGCCUCAGGGCGCCAAAUGCGGCGUCUGCACCGUCGGCCUCCGCGGCCUCUGUCCGGCAGCCGACCGCAAGAAGGUCGCCGAGGGCCGGCGCCGGCUGCAGGAGGCCAAGGAUGUCAAGGAUGUGGCAAUCAAGGAAGAAGCAGUCACACAUCAGGUAACAGUCAAGGAGGAGCCAAUCGAGAUAACAGUAAAGCAUGAGGACGUUUAG